Molecule: messenger RNA, 1707 nt
Organism: Kwoniella shivajii
Lineage: Eukaryota; Fungi; Basidiomycota; Tremellomycetes; Tremellales; Cryptococcaceae
Exons: 13
Coding region: 1-1707 (568 amino acids)
Biological process (GO): transmembrane transport
Cellular component (GO): membrane
Molecular function (GO): transmembrane transporter activity
Source: RefSeq, a predicted model, not a curated record
AUGCGUAGUGUCGUGAGGGCGGAUGAACAACGUCCUCAGGAAACGAAAAAAGAAACAAACCAAGAGGAGAUUGAUGGAACACUAAAAACAGAGCUCGACAGGUCUACACCGACACCGAACAAUGCCCCUGCUUUCCGAACACCUUCAACAAUGACCCGAACUCACAAGAUCAUGCUAGCAGCUACCAUGUCCGUGACUCAAUUUAUGAUGGCACUUUCCGUAGGAUCAAGUCUACUGAUCAUCCCUGUGAUGGCGGACUACUUCAAUGUUUCGAUUCUAGCUGUACAAUGGGUAGCUUCAGCUUAUCAACUCGCCUAUGAGGGCGAGAUUGAGGUAGGAAACAAAGCUGAAAAGAUUGAGCUUUUUAGUGGAUUACUGGUCGCUGGCAGACUCGCAGAUCUAUAUGGUAGAAAGAGAUUAUUCUUAUUCGGCUUAAUCGUCGGAGUGAUAGCCAAUAUAAUCUCUGGAGUGAUCCCUAAUCGUAUAGGAUUAACGAUCUUCCGAGCUAUUGCUGGAUUAGGAUUAUCGAUUUCUGCACCUGCAGGAUUUGGGAUUGUAGGUACUAAUUUUCGUGAAGAACCUUCUAGGACAAUGGCAUUUGCCGCUUUGGGACUUGGUACUCCUGUGGGUGCUGUAGUAGGGGAAAUCAUCGGAGGUUUAAUAGCAGGUAUUGGAAAAAAAGGUUGGCAAUAUGUAUACUUCCUGAUAGCAGGUUUUGGUAUCAUACCAAUAAUAUCAGGAGUCAUAUAUAUUCCACGAGAUGACGAAGUGUCGUCGUAUGUGAACCCUCCAAUCGAGAAUAACAUCCAGGGAGAAGAAGUACCUGACCAACAAGAAUCAGCUGUGUCAAUCCGAAAUAUCAAGAGAGUAGAUUGGAUAGGUGCAGGAAUUAUCACUGUAGGAUUAAGCUUGUUGAUGUUCUCAAUCACUCAAGCUGGAUUGACUGAGAAAAAGUGGAGAACCCCUUAUAUCCCACCAAUAUUCUCGUUGUCGAUAAUUAUGAUAAUCCUCUUUGGGUUUUGGGAAAGACAUAUCGAGAUCCGUUCCGAGAUAGGAAUACCACCUAUUGUAAGACUGAGUAUAUUCACAAGGCAUAAAUGGAGAGUCACUGCUAUACUUGGUAUAGCAUUCUUCGAUUGGAUGGGGAUCUGCGGCUGGGUAUAUCUCACAAGCGUUUAUUAUCAAGAUUUAUUAGGUUAUUCACCUUUGAAAAACGCUUUAUAUAUACUCCCUGCUCCUGUUACAGGUAUCAUUUGUUGUUAUCUGGUAACUCUUUUGGCACCAAGAGUAAGCGCACCUAUCCUAUUGGCGUUGGGAGGUAUAGCGACUGGAUUAGCAAACUGUUUAUUCGCAAUCCAAUCUCCUGAUACCUUGUAUUGGAAGAAUGAAUUUUUCGGUGCAAUCUUACAACCUUUUGGAGGUGAUUUGACUAUUCCAAUUGGGAGUGUAAUGAUUUCCAAUUUAUGUGAUGACGAUGAACAAAGUAUUGCAGGUGCUUUAUUUCAAGUCUCAUUACAAAUAGCUGGGACCGUGGAUCUAUGUCUAUCAUCAUUGAUCCAAACUCAAGUCGAAUCCAUUCAUGGAUUAUUACAAGGAUUAAGAGUUGCCUUAUGGUUCAAUUCUGCUUGUUGUUGGUUUGUUCUCGUCAUCAUUUUCUUAGCAUUUAGGAAAGUCGGUUUAGCGAAAGAUGUAGCGAAGGGUAUAUAG